AGUGUUUGAAACGCUACGGUGGCGUCUGCUCGCGUUCGUUCUGCAGUGUGCGUAGUGCGUACCCGUACCGAAUACGAGAGACAUCCCGAACCCAAAUUCCAGAACAAUGAAGAUCUACAUCUCGUUCAUGUCCCUCGUUGUGGCCGCGGUUGCCGCUGACAGUACCUCGGAUUACAUGAACUCAGUAUUGAAGCUAGCCGGGAACUAUCUCGUGUCCUUGGGCCUGGAACCUGCCAGGAUCCCGACCAAUUUCACCUUCACUGCUUGGAAUCUCCAAACGGACAUCAAUAGCAUUCACAUAAAUGGACUCGGCAAUCUGACCCCGAAAAAAUGCAAGCUUCAGAAGCCAAAAGUGGAGUGUGAUGUUUCCUUGAAAUCUGUGAGUUUCGUCGCUUUCGGACGCUUCAAAGACGCACAGACUUUCGAGGAGCUGAAUGUCACUCUGCCCGUGAGAGAAGGCGAGCUUGAAAUCGAGAUCAACACCGGCACCAAAGCAUCGAAAGUCAAGUUCGACGAUAAACUGAAGUUCGAUAAGCUCAAGUUCAGCCGGACUACGGUUAAUUCAAAGGCUCUGGAUGACACGGCGAAAGCCCUCGACUCGAAACUCACCCCGAUUAUCACUGAAUUCCUGAGCAAGGACUUCUUCGACGUCGUGAAGAAUGCUGUCACUCACACUGAGGUCCCGAGCAAUUUUUGAGCUGAGCUUCCUCCGGAAUGACACAUUUUUGACGAGACAGGAACUCGCGCGCUUAGAAAAUAAAUUCUUGCUCGGAUGUAAUUCUUCAAC
Molecule: messenger RNA, 787 nt
Organism: Galendromus occidentalis (western predatory mite)
Lineage: Eukaryota; Metazoa; Arthropoda; Arachnida; Mesostigmata; Phytoseiidae
Exons: 5
Coding region: 107-697 (196 amino acids)
Source: RefSeq, a predicted model, not a curated record